UUAUACUGUGAAGAGAGUCAAAAAAACAGAAAGAUCAGAGACCCACUUCACAAAGUAGAAAAAACAACAGAUCCCACUCUCUCUCUAUAAACAUUCUCUUUCUAUAGUUUCUUUUUCAAGUGUUGUCUUUGGUUAAUAUUUCACUAAUUAAAAAAAGAACUGCACAAAAAGAAAAGAUAGUGUUUUUUUUAGUUAUCUAUACUGUAUGUUUGUGGAUUUGCUUUUCUUUAGAUUUUUAUUUUUAGUAUAGUGUGUAUAGUGAUUUCAAGCUCUUUUUUUUUUUUUUUGACUGGCCAGCUUCAAAAUCAUUAGUUAGCUUUCCUUUUGUCUUCAAAAAGCUCCUCUUUUCCUUCAAUUAGUGUGUGCAGCUGCCUUCAUUCUUCUUCUUCUUCUUCUUCUUCUUUCUCUAAUUAAUCACAUCUUUUGUAUUAGGGUUUUGACUUUGUUAUUGGAAAAAAAUGUGGGUAAGUGUUGGAAUUGGAAUGUAAUGAGAAAUGAGAAAUGGGUUGUGUGUUCGGGAAACAGGUAACUCCGAAAAAGGCGGAAGCCUUGGGGGCUGAGAGAGAUGGGAGGAGAAGAGAGAGAGAGGAAGUUAGGGUUUCAAGACUAGAAGAGGAAAGUGGUGGUGAGGUUAUUAGAAAUGGAGGACAUAAUGGGAAACAGAAAAAUGAAGGGGAAGUAGUAGUAGUAGUAGAAGAGGAGGAAGAAGAAGCUGGGACUGGGCGGGUAAGGCCUUCUAGAAAUGAGAGAAGAAGGACCUCAAGAUCAAAUCCUAGGUUAAGUAAUCCUCCCAAGCAUGUACAAGGCGAACAGGUUGCAGCUGGAUGGCCUUCUUGGCUCUCUGCUGUUGCUGGUGAAGCUAUCAAUGGAUGGACUCCGCGACGUGCUGAUACUUUUGAGAAGCUUGAUAAGAUUGGGCAGGGUACAUAUAGUAAUGUAUACAAAGCUAGGGAUACUUUGACAGGAAAAAUUGUGGCAUUAAAGAAGGUUAGGUUUGAUAAUUUGGAGCCCGAGAGUGUAAAGUUCAUGGCUAGGGAAAUUUUGAUUUUGCGCCGUUUGGAUCAUCCCAAUGUUGUCAAGCUGGAAGGUUUGGUGACUUCAAGGAUGUCUUGUAGUUUGUAUCUUGUUUUUGAAUACAUGGAGCAUGAUUUGGCUGGACUUGCAGCAAGCCCGAACAUCAAGUUCACAGAGCCUCAGGUCAAGUGUUAUAUGCACCAGUUAUUAUCUGGCCUUGAACACUGUCAUAACCGCCAUGUGCUGCAUCGUGAUAUUAAGGGGUCGAAUCUUCUUAUUGGCAAUGAUGGAAUCCUUAGAAUUGCUGACUUUGGCUUGGCUUCAUUUUUUGAUCCUAAUCACAAGCAACCUAUGACUAGUAGGGUAGUUACCUUAUGGUAUCGACCCCCAGAGCUGCUUCUUGGGGCCACUGACUAUAGUGUGGGUGUGGACCUCUGGAGUGCUGGUUGCAUUCUUGCUGAGCUAUUGGCAGGGAAGCCUAUCAUGCCUGGUCGUACUGAGGUGGAACAACUACACAAGAUAUUUAAACUAUGUGGUUCUCCUUCGGAAGAGUAUUGGAAAAAGUCAAAGCUACCACAUGCAACCAUAUUUAAGCCCCAACAAUCAUAUAAGCGAUGUAUAUCAGAGACUUUUAAAGACUUUCCACCGUCGUCUCUGCCACUAAUUGAAACACUUCUUGCAAUUGACCCAGCUGAACGUCAAACUGCUACUACUGCCCUGAAGAGUGAAUUCUUUACCACCAAGCCUUAUGCUUGUGAGCCUUCUAGUCUUCCAAAAUAUCCUCCGAGCAAGGAGAUGGAUGCUAAAUUACGUGAUGAAGAAGCUAGAAGAUUGAGAGCUGCCGGAAAGGCAAAUAUUGAUGGUGUGAAGAAGUCACGUCCGCGUGAUCGACCUGUAAGGGCAGUUCCAGCUCCAGAAGCCAAUGCUGAGCUUCAAGCCAAUCUUGAUAGGCGGAGGUUAAUAACACAUGCAAAUGCAAAGAGCAAGAGCGAGAAAUUUCCUCCCCCACACCAAGAUGGAACACUUGGUUAUCCUCUGGGAUCUUCUCAUCAUAUUGAUCCAGUCUUUGAUCCCCCAGACGUCCCCUUCAGUUCCACAAACUUCUCAUAUUCAAAAGCACAUAUUCAGACUUGGUCAGGCCCAUUGAUGGACCCUGCUGCAGUUGGUGCCCCAAGGAGAAAAAAACAGAAAGAUAAGAAUGUUCGGGUAAGAGAAAAGGAAGGCGUGUAAUACAAUUCCUGUUUAUAGGUGAGACCAUUCAUGAGGCUGCAAAAGCUGCAAAUCCAGCCUUUCAUGUAUGCAUUCUGGGAAAGCCAGUCAAUUGCAAGCAGAGGUAAAAAUAUCUUUAUAUUCAUUCUUCUGAUCCAUUGUUCUAUUAUUUUGUGUUGUGAGAAGUUUCUGUAAUGCUGUACAUGUUCUUCGGUUUUCUUGUGGAAAACUGUAUUAGAUUAGUGGAAAAAUUAAUAAACUUGUAUUUGGAACCCACUUUUUUUUUUUUUCAGGCAUUUGUUCUGAUUUUUGCUAGUUCAUGAAGGAUACUUAUAUAUUUUAGUUCGAUUACUGUUUGGGGUA
This is a messenger RNA of Ricinus communis (castor bean), 2586 nucleotides long. Its product is annotated as probable serine/threonine-protein kinase At1g54610. The record is from RefSeq and is a predicted model, not a curated record. Bases 502 to 2244 code for a protein of 580 amino acids. The transcript is spliced from 7 exons. Gene Ontology annotation, biological process: protein phosphorylation; positive regulation of transcription elongation by RNA polymerase II. Gene Ontology annotation, molecular function: ATP binding; RNA polymerase II CTD heptapeptide repeat kinase activity; cyclin-dependent protein serine/threonine kinase activity. Gene Ontology annotation, cellular component: nucleus; cyclin-dependent protein kinase holoenzyme complex. Lineage: Eukaryota; Viridiplantae; Streptophyta; Magnoliopsida; Malpighiales; Euphorbiaceae.